Messenger RNA from Antechinus flavipes (yellow-footed antechinus), 849 nucleotides. Its product is annotated as small glutamine-rich tetratricopeptide repeat-containing protein beta-like. The transcript has 2 exons. NCBI's taxonomy places the organism in Eukaryota, Metazoa, Chordata, Mammalia, Dasyuromorphia, Dasyuridae. Bases 1 to 849 code for a protein of 282 amino acids. Gene Ontology annotation, biological process: post-translational protein targeting to endoplasmic reticulum membrane. Gene Ontology annotation, molecular function: protein binding; molecular adaptor activity. The record is from RefSeq and is a predicted model, not a curated record. Gene Ontology annotation, cellular component: TRC complex; membrane.
AUGUGUAGCAAACAGCUCCAGGCUAUCUCCAUAGAAACACCAAGUAGGAGCCCCAGGGGCUAUCUGGGUAUUACUGGAGCCUUCCCAAGAACCACAGAGACUUUCAUCUCCUGGACAGUACAUCUGUCAGUAAAUCAGUCGGCCAAAAAAGCUCACCACAUUUUGGGUGAGAUAGAUAGCCAGAUAGAUACUUAUACUUCAGAUGAACAAGAAAGCUUGGAAGUUGCAAUUCAGUGCUUAGAGACAGUUUUCAAGAUCAGCCCAGAAGAUACUCACCUUGCUGUAUCACAGCUGCUGACAGAAAUGUUCACAAACUCCUUCUGUAAGAAUGACAUUUUGCCAUUCUCAAAUUCUUUGCCUGAAGAUGUGGGGAAAGCAGAUCAAUUGAAGGAUGAAGGUAAUAACCACAUGAAGGAAGAAAACUAUGGUGCUGCAGUGGAUUGCUAUACACAGGCCAUAGAACUGGACCCAAAUAAUGCAGUUUAUUAUUGCAACAGGGCUGCUGCCCAAAGCAAACUAGGUCACUACUCGGAUGCAAUAAAGGAUUGUGAGAGAGCAAUAGAAAUCGAUUCCAAGUACAGCAAAGCCUAUGGGAGAAUGGGGCUAGCCCUUACUGCUAUGAAUAAAUAUGAAGAAGCAAUUACAAGUUAUCAGAAAGCACUGGAUCUUGACCCAGAAAACGAUUCUUAUAAGUCUAAUUUGAAAAUAGCAGAACAGAAAUUAAGGGAGGUGGCCAGUCCUACGGGUACAGGACUAAGCUUUGACAUGGCUAGUUUGAUCAACAAUCCAGCCUUCAUUAGCAUGGCGGCAAGUUUACUGCAUUGGGAAAUCCCAAGUAUUUCAAAGUGA